This is a messenger RNA of Aspergillus pseudonomiae, 1256 nucleotides long. RefSeq names its product VanZ family protein. NCBI's taxonomy places the organism in Eukaryota, Fungi, Ascomycota, Eurotiomycetes, Eurotiales, Aspergillaceae. The transcript has 3 exons. The coding region runs from base 164 to 823 and encodes 219 amino acids. The record is from RefSeq and is a predicted model, not a curated record.
AUCUUAGUUGGUGAACUCCCCACAUCCGGUGGACUCGAGAUUGGAUGGUGGUGACAAUGAAUCACGAGAAGUUAAAGCACAUGACGCACCCGGAAUCAUUAUCGCUACUCUUUCUCGACCACAACUUCUCUCCGCACGCUUCCCUGACCACCACACAAUCAUCAUGCGGAUCCGCUAUCCUUUCGCGGGCGCCUUCGUCUUCCUCUUGCUCUUGGCUGCUUAUAUCGGUCUUCUCCCCCACAGUGCAUCUCCAAGCGUUCCAUCGCAACUACAACCCAAUGACAAGUUUCUCCAUGUCGUGACGUUCUUCCUGCUGUCUCUCAUCUUCUACUGGAUUCCCGACACCACCCGCCGACGCAUGCUACAAUUGACCUUAAUUGUCUGCACCGCCAUUCUGGGAAUUGGCUCCGAGAUUGUCCAAGGGAUCCUCCCCAAUGGUCGCUCGUUCGACCCGUUCGACCUCCUCGCCAACAUAGUGGGCAGUCUCGGCGCAGUCGGCCUGUGCAGUUGGUACCACCGGCGGAUGCUGGAAAGACGGCGCAAAGCCCGUUUCGGAGCUCUUGGAGACGCCACAGAUGACGUUGAGCUCGGCGUCGGCCCCGGUCAUGGUGAGACCGACCAUGAGCAGGAGGGUUUAGAGCCCCAGGAAUCGGGGGUCACGAACCUGGAGCGUGAGGUCGACAAUUGGGAUGAGAAUGCCGUCGAUAACUGGGAUUCGGACGACGGUGCGAACGAGCCCUCUGGUUUGGUCGGGGAGGGCUCAAAAUCCUCCCCGCCUGCCGCCAAUGGGGACAAAGGAGAGGGGAAGAAACGAAGUGACUGAUUUGAUUUACACUGGGAUCUAAACCCAAUCGCCAUAAAACAUACCUGGUCGUUGCUACAGUGGAGACCAACCCUUACGCCAUUGCCAUCCUUACCAAUGUCACCGUAUCCUUACCCUAUCCCUCAUGACUGAUCUGUUCUACCGAUUUAUCCAUCAUGUUUUACGCCCUCCUUCAAGCAAUAUCCCAACUCGUUAUUGCUAUGUUGCUCAGCUUGUUUGACGAUUAAUUUGCAGGAUAUAACACUCUUUACGAUCUUGAACUUGAUUAUCUCAUUUUGUGGGAUUUGCGGUCCAUCUUCAUACAUUAAGGCUCGACUUUCUGGCGUGUUCUUUUUAUCAGGGACUUCCGGCGUUGUAAAUAAUGUCAAAAGCUUUACGCUUUCUAGCAUACGGAGCAGACUAUCGCUGAAAGCAAAUCCUAUUAUCUUACCCC